Messenger RNA from Xenopus laevis (African clawed frog), 1163 nucleotides. Its product is annotated as G-protein coupled receptor 35. Lineage: Eukaryota; Metazoa; Chordata; Amphibia; Anura; Pipidae. The coding region runs from base 77 to 1000 and encodes 307 amino acids. The record is from RefSeq and is a predicted model, not a curated record. The transcript is spliced from 2 exons.
CAGUCAGCCCAUUAGAAGAAUGAACACACGCACAGAAACAUUCAUAAGAGCGAAGGGGAUUUUCUGAUCUGGUGUGAUGAAUUACUCCAAUUCAACCAACGUGCCAAAGUCCAGUCUAAAGCUCUUCAAAAUAACUGUGAUCAUCCUUCUGCUCUUUUUCGGCAUUGUGUGCAACGGCCUGGCCCUAUGGGUUUUCUGUUGCAAGAUGAAGAAAUGGAAAGUCACUGUUAUAUAUAUGGUCAACCUUAUCAUAUCAGAUAUUCUAAUCCUAAUGACCUUUCCUUUUCAACUAUAUGACUACUUCUCAACUUCAAAAUUGGAAAAUAACCUGUGCAAAGCAUCCAUUUCCUUUUAUGUAAUGAACACAUACAUGAGCAUCUUCACAAUCACUAUUAUAUCUGCCGAUCGCUAUCUGGCAAUCAGGUUUCCUGUGAGGUCCAAGCGUUGGAGGUCUCCUGGGAAGGCAGUUGGUAUAUGCUGCAUAGUGUGGCUGUUCCAAAUUUCUUUAUCUAUCAUGUUGACAUUGCGCUUAGAUUACAUUAUCCCCGUCUGCUUUCAAAAGGUUAGCAACACCCCCAAUCCAAUGUUUCUACUUUUUGCUGUUGUUGGGUUUACAGUCCCAUUGAUCAUUAUAAGUUUCUGUACUGUACAAGUGAUUAGAACCCUCUAUAGUAAAGAAAAGAGAGAUGUCAAUGAACAAAGGUCAGUCAGGAAAUCCAUUAACAUUAUCCUUUCCAACAUGGUGGUGUUUGUUAUAUGCUUCUUGCCAAUCCACAUGGGAUAUACAAUUCGCUUUGUGGCGGAAACUGUCAAAGUCACAGACCAGACCCUAGAACAAAUAAAACGCUUCAUUGAUGUAGCCAUAUCGAUGGCUCAUUCAAACUGUGUUCUGGACUCGCUGUGCUAUUAUUUUGUAGCAGGCGAAUUUUGGAAGGCUUCGGAUCUGUCACCAAGGAUUAUAUACUCAAAUAUAAAAAAGAAAAGUCUUGUAACGGAUUAGCUUCCAACUGUAGUAAUAUAUGCAGACCUAUGUAUAUAUGAAUGGCAUAGAAACAGUAUAAUAAUGGAGAUGUUUUUUGGCUGAUGAGAAAGGGAAGCAGAGGAGAAGAGGAAGGGAAUCAGAGGGAGAGAGAAAAAGAAGGAUUGGGAAGAAGAAGAGGGAG